Messenger RNA from Mandrillus leucophaeus (drill), 6974 nucleotides. RefSeq names its product suppressor of cytokine signaling 4 (gene SOCS4). Bases 567 to 1889 code for a protein of 440 amino acids. Gene Ontology annotation, biological process: negative regulation of epidermal growth factor-activated receptor activity; intracellular signal transduction; phosphatidylinositol phosphate biosynthetic process. Gene Ontology annotation, molecular function: 1-phosphatidylinositol-3-kinase regulator activity. The record is from RefSeq and is a predicted model, not a curated record. The transcript has 3 exons. Lineage: Eukaryota; Metazoa; Chordata; Mammalia; Primates; Cercopithecidae. Gene Ontology annotation, cellular component: phosphatidylinositol 3-kinase complex.
GCGCGGGUCCCGACAGAGGUCGCGGGGUGGUGGCGUCAGCGGCGGCGCCCUCCGCGUGGAAAUUAGCCGGUUGCCCGGGCAAGUGAGGGAGGAAGGGAGGGAGCUGAACACGGAAGUGGUGGCGGCGCCCAGGGAACCGGCGGAGGCGUAGACCGUGACGGCUGGGAUGGGACCGGAACGCCGAAGCGGGAUUGGGGGUGGCAGAAAAGCAUCUGCUUUGUAAGACCUACACGAGGUGCAGGACUGGUUGGGCCUCCCUUCUCCACUUAAGCAAGCGCCCAGAGUGAUGGCGAUGGUGAUGGCAGCAGUUACUCGGACAACCCCAUUUAAGCUGUGCUGCGGAAGGAGUUCAUCUGUUGUCUGCUCUCCAGUGACUUCCGUUUGUGGAGCCUAAGUGUUUCUACAGAAUCCAACUCGAGUAUCGCGGACUAUGAUCAGAAUGCUUUCAAGGAGUUUUUGGGCACAUGAUGGCAGAUACAUCCAGAAAGUGCCCAGAAGAAACUUUCUGCUGGAAAAAUUGAAAAAGCAGUAUUUAUAACAUUAGAAUUUGUGGAUAAUUUGUUAAAAUGGCAGAAAAUAAUGAAAAUAAUAGUAAAAAUGUAGAUGUAAGGCCCAAGACUAGUCGGAGCAGAAGUGCCGACAGAAAAGAUGGUUAUGUGUGGAGUGGAAAGAAGUUAUCUUGGUCAAAAAAGAGUGAGAGUUAUUCAGAUGCUGAAACAGUGAAUGGUAUAGAGAAAACUGAAGUGUCUUUAAGGAACCGAGAAAGGAAGCACAGCUGUUCAUCCAUUGAGUUGGACUUAGAUCAUUCCUGUGGGCAUAGAUUUUUAGGCCGAUCUCUUAAACAAAAACUGCAAGAUGCCGUGGGGCAGUGUUUUCCAAUAAAGAAUUGUAGUAGUCGGCACUCUUCAGGGCUUCCAUCUAAAAGGAAAAUUCAUAUCAGUGAACUCAUGUUAGAUAAGUGUCCUUUCCCACCUCGAUCAGAUUUAGCCUUUAGGUGGCAUUUUAUUAAACGACACACUGCUCCUAUAAAUUCCAAAUCAGAUGAAUGGGUAAGCACAGACUUGUCUCAGACUGAAUUGAGGGAUGGUCAGCUAAAACUAAGAAAUAUGGAAGAAAAUAUAAACUGUUUCUCACAUACCAAUGUUCAGCCCUGUGUCAUAACCACCGACAAUGCUUUGUGUAGAGAAGAUCCUAUGACUGGCUCUGUGAUGAACCUGGUUUCAAAUAACAGUAUAGAAGAUAGUGAUAUGGAUUCCGAUGAUGAAAUUCUAACACUUUGCACAAGUUCCAGAAAAAGAAACAAACCCAAAUGGGAAUUGGAUGAUGAAAUCUUGCAGUUGGAAACACCUCCUAAAUACCACACGCAGAUUGAUUAUGUCCACUGUCUUGUACCAGACCUCCUUCAGAUCAAUAACAACCCAUGUUACUGGGGAGUAAUGGAUAAAUAUGCAGCCGAAGCACUACUGGAAGGAAAACCAGAGGGUACCUUUUUACUUCGAGACUCAGCACAGGAAGACUAUUUAUUCUCUGUUAGCUUUAGACGCUAUAGUCGUUCUCUUCAUGCUAGAAUUGAACAGUGGAAUCACAACUUUAGCUUUGAUGCACAUGACCCCUGUGUCUUUCAUUCUCCUGACAUUACUGGGCUCCUAGAACAUUAUAAGGACCCAAGCGCCUGUAUGUUCUUUGAACCACUGCUGUCCACUCCUUUAAUUCGGACUUUCCCCUUUUCCCUGCAGCAUAUAUGCAGAACAGUUAUUUGUAACUGUACAACUUAUGAUGGCAUCGAUGCCCUUCCAAUUCCUUCUUCUAUGAAACUAUAUCUGAAGGAAUAUCAUUAUAAAUCAAAAGUUAGAGUACUCAGGAUUGAUGCACCAGAACAGCAAUGCUAGUAACAGGAUAGGAGCAUGGGAAUGAUAUAUAUAUUUUCUUUUAAUAUUUUGUUUUUCUUAUUAUGCUACUUUGAAUUUUUCUGCGAAGGCAGUGGUGUCCAAAAUAAAUCUCUGCCCUAAAUUUUACUUACAAAUCCAUUUUUUUAAUGAUACACAAAUUGUUUAAGGUUUUACACUAGAGCUUAAAUAGAUACUUUUAACCAGGUGUUUGGUUUUUGUUUUUACCUUGUAGGUUGUAUACUUACAUUUUUUCUUUCCUUAAUUUACACAUGAUCCAGGCAUAUUUGAAAUUUGGUAGGCAUUGCAAACACAUUUGAAUAUUUUAUAUUUCAUACUUUUCUUUAAAAAGUAAUCUUACAUCCCUUCCUACAUGUGAAAUAUUUUGUUAAUCUAUGCCAUUAGUAGUAGUAUAUGUAAACUAUAGUUACCCAUCCCCCUUUUCAUUGAGUUUGACAUUCUUCAGUAAAGCUGAAUGUUGUAAUUCACCAUUCAUACUAAUGUUAUUGACUUUUGUAACUUACUAAUAGGGAUGUUAAAGGUAACAAAACCAAGUCAAACUUGAUGUGUUUUUAUUUUAAAUAUUAACUCUAAAGCGGGAUUACUAAAUUUGAUUAAUCUGGUCAAUGAGAAUCAAAUGAAAACAUAAUGUUCUGGAGGUGCACUUACUUUUCUACAAUGUGGCCGGAUCAUUUGUCAUUUCUGAAUAGGUCUUUCUCUCAACCUGCAAGAGCUAAACCAUCUUCAAAACAUAAAUCUUGUUCCUUUCUCAUUAGAAGCUUUGAAAAUAAUGAUAACACUAUUAGUAGCUAUUAGUUACUGAAGUGCUAAAGUAAUUGUGGGGUUUUUCUGUGUUAGCUUAUGAACUGUUGCUUCUACUUAGCCCUUUUAUAGAAACUCUGAGCUGUUACUUUGGGGAAAUUCCGCAAUGUAUAAGCAGCCACAAAUUUCCACUGGUAACCAAAGAGUACCUAAGUAUUUUUUAUUAUUUUAAGUUGAACUUGAAUAAAGAUUCAAGAAAUAAACAUGGAGCUCAGUAUUCAGGAAGCUUAAUAUUGUUUUUGAUCUACAAGAUCCAAAUAAUUAUCCCUAUCUUCAGAAUUAACUUAGUCUUUAAUGUGGCUUCAAAAAAAGGGAAGCCUUUUGACAGCGGCAUGACUUAUGGCAUACAAAGCGGUACUGGACAAAAGGGGUGAUAUUUUAAAUUUACUCUCCCAGAAACAGGGCAACAUUUUUAGAAACAUCUUCAUCCCAAGGUAACUAGUAAAAAUAAAUGGAGUGGUAUCCUAUCUAACUUCUUUUUUUAAAGAAUCAAUGAAUAAUAAAUGUAGACAGACAAUUUUUCUUCUGGUGAGCUGUCUAACCCUUUUACAAAUUGACAUUUUUAAUGUCGUAAUGGAUUUCUUGAUGCUAGUUUAGCUAUAUUAGGAAACUGCUUCUACCUGGAUUGAAAGAAAUUUGACUCAAACUUCCAAGUUAGAACAAAUAUUUCUUCAUUAUUGUUGCUUUUAUGUGAGUAGCAUUUCCCUAUCUUGCAGUUCUGUUAAAAUGAAAAUGGCAUUUUUCCAUAAUAGCUUUAAAAUAAUUUUUUAGUAAUUAUUACAAAAUUAAAUAAGGAAAAUCUCUAUUACUGUUAUCUUUCAGCAUUUUUUUUUCUCAGUGAUCUCAAGAUUGUCUUAGUCUCAAUGAGAUGUAGCUACAAAAAUGGCACCUCUCUUAGCAGUGAUGAGGCUCCAGAUAUCAUAACACCAAUGCCAGGAUAAAUAUCUCUUCUAAAGACGGUAUUUACCUUUUACAAGGUUAGAAAAGUCUCAUACUACCUCAUCUUUAUUGUGGCGCUUUUGUAGAUCACUGAGAAGCUUAUCUUAUUAACAAAUAUACCACUUCUUAAAUAUCCAUCUUUGGUGAAAUAAAAUAGUGUGGUAAGACUACCCAUGAUUAUAGUUUUUUAUCAGAAUUUGAUAAGAUUUUCUGUUUCUGUGAAACAAUUAUUUUAAAUAUUUUUCUUUUAAAAAUAACUUUUUAUCAGUACAGAAAAACCUAAGGGAUGACUAGCUUACAAAUAUUCUGUUACGGGGUAGUUUUAUAAAGAAAAAUGAUAUAUAAUUAUGUUGUCUUUUAUAGUGUUAAAAUUAGUAUUUAUAUGAAAGUCAAGAUCUAAGUACCUUUUCAUAUAAUUCAAACUGAUUGCUUGUGAUAUGUUUUCUCUGGCUUUUUUUAUUUUUUCAACUUCAAGGUAUUAACAGCUGUUAACACUUAAAAGUACUGCCACAUAUGUAGCCUUGAAGUAGAUGAUCUAAUAAAUGAGAGCAGGGAAGAGAUUCAUUGACUCUGAAAUGAUUUUUAUUUUUCCUUUGGUAUUUGCUACAGUGAAAAGAAGUUUGGAAAGUAGAUAUAUAAAGACUUGAGAAGGGAAUUGUUUAAGGGAAAAGAAAAGAGUAAGAAUUGUUUUUAAAAUAUUAAGGAAUUGGAAUUCAGAAAGGUUACCCCCUUCCUCUGUGUCUUGUGAGGAUACAUUUGGAAGAACAUACAGUAUUCAGAAACUAACCUAUAUAAAAUGUAAACAGUAUAUUGAUUGCACUAUAUAAAUGAGUAAAUUUUAAGAGGAACAAUGUGGGAAUAUAUAAAUUUGUCUAAAAUUUUGUAACUCUGUUGAACAAAGGGAAGAUUUGAAAAGUGUAAAUUCCAGAGUUGAGAAAGUAUUUAGCAUGGUGGAAAUGUGGAGAGCUUAUUGGUGAGAGAGGAUGGAGCUAAGAGAAAUAAGAUCAAAUAUUAAAAUUAGGAAUUUAGGCAUUACCUCAGGGAAAAGCCUUGACAGUGAAAAGAAACUACUUAAUCGCUAAUAGCUAGUCUGGACCAGACACUUAACUGCGCUUUGGGAAUCAUCCUGGGCUAAUCAGGAAAUAAACUUGACUUUUCUAUUUUUCUCUGAAGCUUUACAGGACAUACUCCCACUCCCAUUUUUUUCGAAGCCUACAGCAUCUUGAUUCAUAGUAUAAUUCCUGAAGUAUGCUGAAUGGACUUUAAGGUUCCUUUAGCAUUUCUGUAUAGAGUUAUAUGUGAUCUUUCUAUAGCCAUGCCAUUCACCUAAAUAAUUCAUGAAGGGAAUGGUUUAAUUUAAAGGAAGACCUAAUAGGAAGAAGAUUAAAGGAAGCUUUUAGUCAGCCUGUGGCUAGAUUUAUUGAUUUGGUGAUCAAACCUGUGUUCUUUCCUGAAUUUCAGCUAAUGGCCAACUGUGGUCAAAGAAUGGCUUUCAGUUAAAGUUUUGACUUCUUAUUAUAAAUAAUAUAAAGAAUGUCUUAGUAAUUAGAAAUCCCUUAAUAAGUAGAACAAAUGUGGCAAGUAGGACUCCUGUCAGUACACAAAUUCCAUUUCUUUUUAUAAGAAAAACACAUAAACCAUUAUCAUUUAUUCAUGAGCCAAAGCCAUUAAGAAGAUAAAUCCAGUUAUCAGCUUCCUGUCUCUGAAGUUUGGAUCAUUUUAUAGAUCCACGCAAUAGAGAGCUUCCUUCCUAUGAAACAAAAACCUUGAGAUCUCUCUUUUUUUUUUUUUUUUUUUUUUUUUUUGGAGUGCAAUGGUGCAAUCUUGGUUCACUGCAACCUCUGCCUUCCAGGUUCUAGCAAUUCUCCUACCUCAGCUCCUGAGUAGCUGAGAUGACAGGCGUGUGCCACCAUGCCUGGCUAAUUUUUGUAUUUUUAGCAGAGACAGGGUUUCACCAUGUUGGCCAGGCUGGUCUCGAACUCCUGACCUCAGGUGACCACCCGCCUCGGCCUCCCAAAGUGCUAGGAUUACAGGCAUGAGCCACCAUGCCUGGCAGAGAUCUAACUCUUAUACUUAACUUUUCAUUAAAAUAUUUCUUGUCACUUUUAGCUAUAAUCAAAAUCCAAUUAACAGCUUACACAUUCAUUUUGGUAAAGCAAAUUUCACAGAAAAGUAGACAAAAUUAUAAGAGUUUCCUGGAGACAACACAAGGAAAACAAUGUUUAAAUGUAAAAUAACCUGUGUAAUGUUAGGUGAUGUAAUGCCCAAGUGAAUAAAAUAUUUUUAGCCAAGCAAACUACUGUUUCUACUUUAGAGGAAAAAAAGUCAGUUUUCCAUUUGUAUUUUAAGGAAAGAACAGAAAGCACAAAGGUUUUUCUUUAUUAGUGGCCUACUAGAAAUGAGCAGUGCAAGAGUCUACCUGUACUAUUCUAAUACAGUAAGAUAUUGGACACAAAAUGGAGGUAACUUUUUAAAAUAGAUUGGCUUGGAAGUUGAAAUGUAGAUUAAUGGAUAUAACCCAAUAGAAAGGGAUUUUAAAAUAAAGCCAAAGUCUAUUUUUUUAUUUACUUUCUAAUUUUGAACAGGUUACUCAGUCUAAAUCUUCUUUGCCUUUAUUUCCUAUAAAAUGUAGGUGAUACUUGUCACUCGACUUCCUGGAGGUUAAUUCUUCAGCAAGAGGUGACCCUGAGAGUAUACUUUAAAAUAAUUGCUGUACAGCCAUUGAGUACUAACGUGAUGAUAGGUUUUCAAAAUAUCUCUGUAGUGGACCCUGCAUAAUUACAUUCACUUCUCUUAGACUGUAAAAUACUUUCUUGACUUGUUUUAACAGUAGAGAUAGCAGUACAAUUUGAAUUUAUGGUUUAGGCUCUGCAAUUAGAGGAAUAACUGCAGUUUCCUCCUACCCUUCAUAUGGUCUGUGUAAAACUGAUGUUUGCCUAACUUAUUUUAAAAGUUGGUUACGUUUUCAGGAAAUAAAGAUAAUCACUUUUGCCAUGGUUAUAAUCAAAUCUAAGCUUUCAGACUUGAGGGCCAUGGUGUAAAACUCAAGGAGGUUUACUUAAAUUAUGCUGACUUUGCUAGAAUUGGAUAAAUUCUAUCUAAGCCAAGUAUGAGUUCACAUGUACUCAAAUAUGCAGUUUUCACAAAGCUAUUACUCUUGUCAAUCAGGCUUGUAUGAUUUAUUCCUUACCACGAAAGAAGUAGACAAUUGCCACUUUUAUUUCUAAUCCUUAAGUUGAAUGUUUCUUCUUGGAUGUAAGUUCAAAUAAACUGAUCUGGAUAAAUUUUCAUUUCUUCUUAAUUAAAACUUCCUAUGUAAAAUCCAAA